AAUUCCUUGAAUGCUUUUUGUUCCAUUGAUGAAGCUUCAUGGUAAGGCACAACAAAUCUACAAAACUUUUCUGUGCAGUAAGGCCGCAACACAGGUAAAUGUGGAGGGACAGUCUCGAAUCAGUGAGAGCAUGUUGGCACAACCACAUCCAUUCAUGUUUCAGAAACUGCAAGACCAGAUAUUUACUCUUAUGAAAUAUGACAGUUACAAUCGUUUUCUGAAAUCUGAUUUAUGCCAGCAAGUCAAGCAACUGGAAGAAAGUGGAAAGACUUCCCUAGAUUCUGAUGAAACUGUACCGAAGAGGGCAUCCAGGAUUUAUAAUCGAUAACUAAACUUGUGGACUAGCUUCAUAACAACUGUGUGCUUUCUUAGCUUUACUUGCUAAUGGACUGUAAUGAUGCCUAUUGGUUAAGUGUUGACUGUGUUGGAGAAAAGCAUGCAUGUAAUCUCUGUAAAUUAUGGUACUGAGUAUUCUCAGGUAGGGUACAUGUCAACACAGGGAGAAAGUGAGAACUGCAGAUGCUGGAGAUCAGAGCUGAAAAUGUGUUGCUGGAAAAGCGCAGCAGG
Chiloscyllium plagiosum (whitespotted bambooshark) is the source of this 567-nucleotide messenger RNA. The record is from RefSeq and is a predicted model, not a curated record. NCBI's taxonomy places the organism in Eukaryota, Metazoa, Chordata, Chondrichthyes, Orectolobiformes, Hemiscylliidae.